AUGAAGACGCCGUCAAUUGAAACCCCUACAAACUCGGACUCUAUAACUGAGAUCCGGAUCGGUGAAGGAGGAGGUGGUUACUCCAGUGGGGAGAUGAGGAUUACCGGGCCGAGGGAAUCGACCUGCAAGGGUACCCUGGUCGUCGAGUCGGCCCACGGUCACACACUCGGUCAUGGUAUCAAUCAGGACGUUACGGACGCUAGGAUCAUGGUCCUGGGAGCAGAGAGCGUUGGCAAAUCCGCUGUGACAGUCCGGUUUCUGACGAAAAGAUACAUCGGAGAAUACGAAUCUAACAUAGAUCUUCUCUAUCGACAGACCGUGGUGCACAACGAAGUGCCAGUUUAUAUGGAGGUUCUUGACACAUGUCCCAAGGGAGAGCAACUGACAGAGAGGGACUCGCAUUUACGUUGGGCAAAUGCUUUUGUGAUCGUAUACAGCGUGUGUAACCGAACUACCUUCAGAGAAGUGGAAACACAAAUCAAGCACAUACAACUUGCAAAGUCUCCGUGUUCUGUACCCAUUGCCAUCAUAGGAAACAAAGCCGACUUAGAGCAUCGGCGGGAGAUCAUGGUCGAUGAGGGUCGAGACCUGGCGGAGGAAUACGGGUGCUUCUUUUUUGAGGUGUCGGCAGCGGACGGGUACACGGAAGUGCGUGAGGCGUUCCUGGUUUUGCUGAAGGAAGUUUACGAAGCUACGAAGAACAAAUUGCAGGUUAAACGACGGAGGAGCAGCGUAACCCGCAAUGUGGCUAACAAGGUCAUGCAAGCCAUGUUUGGCUCACCGAGAAGAUCUCGUAAAAUCUCGCUCCCAUGACGAUUAUUGACGAUAACCAAAUUGUACUUGCCAGUGACGUUUACACAUGACACAUGAAAUGCGUCAAAUCGGUGUAUCACAGUUAUAUAUUGUACAUUAAUUAUAUCUAUUAUACAAAUUGUAAGAUUUUGUUCAAAACAAAAUAAUUUUCCAGAAUGUGACCAGUCAAAAUGUCCUGCCAAUCCAGCAAUCUGUAAUCAACGAAGAAUGAAGCCCGUGGCCCGAGUGUAGAUAUGCUAAAUCACGGCCCGGCUUCCCGGCUUUUCCCGGCUUCUAGCAGUAGAUAUUUUAUGUAACUACAGUAGUAUGUUUUGGAUAUCAAGAUAUCAGAAUCACAUCGUAGAGACAUCUUAUUCAAACUUGUGUUACUUGUUUAAGAACAACUGCCUUUUUAAUAAUAAUGGACAAUAUUGCUGUCGGGCUGCCAGACCAGUAGUAAAGUUAUUCUCAAGUUUCUACCAUUUCAUCUUUGUGAAUAUGCAAAGCUGAUAACGCAUACGUACGCCAUACCCUUUUGUUAAUGCUGUACCUUUUUGUAACAUUUGUGGAGAUCAUGUUCACAAAAAUUGUAACCACGUCGAAGUAUGCCUAUAGAUAGAUAGCUCCCACUUGACGCCAUAGUGUAAAGUCGGUCAUCUUGGCGGGAAAAUCAAUCUCUCUUUUUGAACGCACAACAUAAUAUGCCUUAUCAAAGUUUGGUCAAGUUCCGUGUGUGACUGGUCAUGAUCACUUUGCUAUGAGUAGAGUUAGUUAGAAUGCUCGACCAGCAGCUGAAAGCCAGAACUCAUGUUGCCGUAAAGGGCAAAACUAUGGCUCUUUUCGAAACCCCGACUUGAGCUUGGGCUUGGGCACCAUCAGUUAUUCAGAAAACGUGCGCUAUCCUUACGGGGCUUUAAUCAGGCGGAGGAGCCUGCAAACAAACCGUGGUUUCGAAAAGAGCCUAUGUUAUUACGCUAUGUCCGAUUUGGUGGCUACGGCUACAAAUUGAUCGUUGCGUCAUCAAUCAUUGAAGUACAGGAUGUCCUUAGCAACACCCUUAGCCACAGUCGUAGCUGUAGCCGUAGCCUCCAAACAUAAUACACCGAGAGUAUCACAUCACCGAGCCAAAUUUUAACAGUACGUGCAAUAUUCUGUAAAUCAAUAUCCAAUGUCAAUGGGAGACUUUGGAACGCUAGGUGGCAGCAGACUUACCAGGUAAAUUUCCAUUGUUUACGUAGUUCUGAG
Asterias rubens (European starfish) is the source of this 2037-nucleotide messenger RNA. RefSeq names its product ras-related and estrogen-regulated growth inhibitor-like. NCBI's taxonomy places the organism in Eukaryota, Metazoa, Echinodermata, Asteroidea, Forcipulatida, Asteriidae. Bases 1 to 813 code for a protein of 270 amino acids. The record is from RefSeq and is a predicted model, not a curated record. The transcript is spliced from 4 exons. Gene Ontology annotation, molecular function: GTP binding; GTPase activity.